Molecule: messenger RNA, 372 nt
Organism: Opisthorchis viverrini
Lineage: Eukaryota; Metazoa; Platyhelminthes; Trematoda; Opisthorchiida; Opisthorchiidae
Exons: 4
Coding region: 1-372 (123 amino acids)
Source: RefSeq, a predicted model, not a curated record
AUGGAGCCCAAAACACAGCUAAUGAAGGACAUUUCGCCAUGCCGUGUGAUAGAUAAACCCCUAUUGAUCUAUUUGUGGCCCACUGUUAUCAAUCUCGACAUCAGAGUUAUCGCCUCUCCCUGCGAAUCGUUCGGACUUUCCAUAGAAUGCAUUGCGUCUGAUCGGGGAGAAGCUGUGAAGAACUUAUGCAUGUGGAUCAACACUUCUGAUUGUUGCCCUAAACUGAGUGUGUUUCUACUUUUAGCCAAUGACCUUGAGUUGAAUGAGGACGCGUGGCAGACGGACAAUGAGGACUCGGAGAUCCGGUUUACAACAUGGUAUGCGAAAGAAAACCCGCUACCUUUUUCUGAUAUUUGUAACGAACAAAACUAA